Molecule: messenger RNA, 1708 nt
Organism: Entelurus aequoreus (snake pipefish)
Lineage: Eukaryota; Metazoa; Chordata; Actinopteri; Syngnathiformes; Syngnathidae
Gene: eif4h
Product: eukaryotic translation initiation factor 4h
Exons: 7
Coding region: 98-895 (265 amino acids)
Molecular function (GO): RNA binding
Source: RefSeq, a predicted model, not a curated record
GUAGUGCGCACUUCGCGGUCAGGCGCACUGCGGACACCUAAACACACAGAGUGUGACGUCAAGGACCUCCGCCUCCUCCCACACACACAGCAGCGUAAUGGCGGACUACGAUAGCUACGAUGAUCGGGCCUACAGCAGCUUCGGCAGCAACAGAGGGCGCGGCGGCAGCGGCGGCCCCGCAGGCGGCAGAAGGAUGAAGGAGCUUCCGACAGAGCCGCCCUACACCGCCUACGUGGGCAACCUGCCCCUCCACAUAGUGCAGGGCGACAUCGACAAGAUCUUCAAGGACCUCAGUAUUCGCAGCGUGCGCCUCGUGCGUGACAAAGACACGGACAAGUUUAAAGGUUUUUGCUACGUGGAGUUUGAUGAUCUGGACUCUCUUAAAGAGGCGUUAGCAUACGACGGCGCUGAGUUAGACGACAAAUUUCUGCGGGUGGACAUCGCAGAGGGACGGAGACAACCGCGAGGAGGAGGAGGAGCUGGCUUUGGCUUCCCUAAAGACGAGGGCCGAGGCCGAGGAGGUUUCCGAGGCGGCGCCCGAGGAGGACGUGACGGUCGCGAGGACUUCUUCGAUCAAUCGGGUGGAGCCUUCCGAGAGGACGACUACAUGGGAGGGCGGAGUCGUGGAGGCGGCAGCAGUCGUCCCGGUGACAGAAGGGGGGCGGGGCCAGGCGAGGGCGGCAGCUCCAUGGGUCGCUUCAGAGAGGGCCCGCCGCCCCGUGGAGCAAUGACAGAUUUUAGGGAGCCGUCUGAAGAGGAGCGGGCGCAGCGGCCUCGCCUGCAGCUGAAGCCUCGGACCGUCUCCGAGCCACUCAACCAGGUCGCCAACCCCAACUCCGCCAUCUUUGGCGGCGCCAAGCCGCGAGUGGAGGUGAUUCCCCAAGAAAAACCCUAAGACUGACGAAGGCCGCCGCGGCCGGUUUGGGGGGAGGGGGGGUGGGGCCUGGACGUUUGUGAUAGUGAAUUUGAACACGAAGAAAGAUAUAUGCGAAAGACGAGUUGGAACGCCACGCAGCGUCGCGUUCCUUACCCCCUUUUUUUCCUCUUUCUCUUUCUUCUUCUUCCUCGCAGUUGGAGUAUAUUAUUUAUUCUUAGAAUAAUAAGCACUCAACGGGCAUCUUGUCAAUGCAUGUUUGGGUUUCUCAGCCCCGCCCCCACGUCAGCUUACUGUGAUGUCACACCUGGUCCCUCCGCUCCCCCCACUUGUCAUUGGAAGACGUUAAAGUGCGGUAGUCAUUAAACAGAACCCCCCCCCCCCCCCUAAUCUUUAAAGAUGAACAAAUGUUGCUACUUUUGCUCAUCGUAGAUAUCAGCGCGCUUUAUUGGCUCCUCCCACUGAUGCUCUUCUUAUAGCCACAGGGGGCACUCCUGAGUACAAUCAGUCUGACGGGAGGCAGCAAAAGCUAGUCCAUAUGCUACGCUAUCUCUAUUAAAUCUCUGAUUUUAAUACAAAAUGUUCUCUGAUUGGUCCACACUGAAGAACACUUUCGCCAGUAGGUGGCGCUACUACACGCCACGUCACAGCACCAGACUUACCUAUAAUCUGCGCUCUCGUCUUUUCCCUCCUUCCAUUUCGCUGUCACUCCUCCCAUCUUUUCGUCCACGCUACUUAACAUCGACUCGUUUCCUGCCAGACGGUGGCAGGAUGGCGGGAGAGAAGAAAGUCAAUCUACAAUGUUGUCAUUCUGUGUUUUUUUUUUUCCCCCCA